AAUUUUAUCAAUACCACGGUUAUCUAGUCCGCCGCAGGCAGAGUUGCUCGCGAAAUCUACGGGCUCGACGUCCGACGACGACGAGGACGACGAGGACGACGACGACGACGACGACGCCGACGACGAAGACAACGACGGGGUGGCAAAGGCUUGAAAAUAGCCGUGUGAAGUAGAAAAAAGGACAGGAGCGAAAUAAAACGAAUAUGGCCACCGAAGGCGGUCUGAGGCCAAAUGUCGGGGGUGCUGACCCGGGUGCGGGUGCAGGUGCGGAUGCAAGUGCGGGAACCGAUGCAAUCGUCGGUGGGCCCAGGACGCCUCAACAAAUCGCCUCGCAAAAGCGACUGCAGGCGACGCAGGCGCAGGUAGACGAGGUUGUCGACAUUAUGAAGACGAAUGUAGAAAAAGUACUCGAACGUGAUCAAAAGCUCUCCGAGCUCGAUGACCGAGCAGACGCACUCCAGCAAGGAGCGUCGCAGUUUGAACAACAAGCAGGAAAACUGAAAAGGAAGUUUUGGCUACAAAAUUUAAAGAUGAUGAUCAUCAUGGGCGUCAUCGCACUCAUUAUAUUGAUUAUUAUAGUUGCAAAAUUCAUGCCAGAAUCACCGCCACCGCCGCCACCUGCAUACGCUUAUCCACCGGCUCCCCCGCCAGGUGCACCAGUAGCAGCUGCUCCUGCCGCUGGUGCAGGAGGUGCAACUGCUGCAGGGGGUGCUUCCGCAUCCCAAACUGCCGCUGCUGCCUUCGUUGGCUCCAUCGAUGGUAAACUUAGUAUGAUUUAAACAAAAGCAGCUCCCUCCGUUACGAUCUUUAAAUGAAAUUAAAGCAACGGAAAAGAAACAUAACAAUAAACAAACAAAAAUGAUCCUCUAAAGAUGAUCGAUCGAUCUACAUUUAAGGAAGGUAAAAAUUAACAAUAACAUGCGAUGAGAGAGCGCACGCAUCGCCAAUUAAUUAAAAGAUUACUAUUUCUCCUCAACUUGGAUUUCUUUUCAUCGUGCAAAAGAUCAAUAUACAAUUCUUCACUUUUGCUAGACGGAAAAUAAGAUAAAAGUAGAGAAAAUAAAUAAAACGAAAAAGAGGGAAACAAUUUCUAUUUGAAAUUGUAAAUAUCCAAGUUUGCCCUUAAAUGGCUCGAUAUUAAUAUUUUCAAGAAAAUAGUAUCGGUUUGUGUAGGUGAACAAGUUAUACGAUCCAAUUAUUUCUAUGUACUUAUAUAUGAUUAUGAGAAACGAGUAAUAAUACGAAAGCUCCAAAUGUGCUCUCCUACGUAUGAAUAGUAGUAUUCCUAUCCAUAUGCAUCCACAGUAUCAAGGAGUAUGAGAACAAAAAA
This is a messenger RNA of Polistes canadensis, 1330 nucleotides long. RefSeq names its product vesicle-associated membrane protein 2-like. The transcript is spliced from 5 exons. The record is from RefSeq and is a predicted model, not a curated record. Gene Ontology annotation, biological process: vesicle fusion; vesicle-mediated transport. The coding region runs from base 204 to 779 and encodes 191 amino acids. NCBI's taxonomy places the organism in Eukaryota, Metazoa, Arthropoda, Insecta, Hymenoptera, Vespidae. Gene Ontology annotation, molecular function: syntaxin binding; SNAP receptor activity. Gene Ontology annotation, cellular component: plasma membrane; SNARE complex.